This is a messenger RNA of Dunckerocampus dactyliophorus (ringed pipefish), 2531 nucleotides long. It is a transcript of the gene gabpb2a, whose product is annotated as GA binding protein transcription factor subunit beta 2a. Gene Ontology annotation, molecular function: transcription cis-regulatory region binding; protein binding. Gene Ontology annotation, biological process: positive regulation of transcription by RNA polymerase II. The transcript is spliced from 8 exons. Lineage: Eukaryota; Metazoa; Chordata; Actinopteri; Syngnathiformes; Syngnathidae. Gene Ontology annotation, cellular component: nucleus. The record is from RefSeq and is a predicted model, not a curated record. The coding region runs from base 326 to 1591 and encodes 421 amino acids.
UUUUAAUACCAAAUUCGAUCAACAACUCUUAAUUUGGAAGCUACACUCACAACAUCCGGGCAUGUACCACCCCUCUCCGUCUUACUUUGGCCAGUAAACAAUUUGGCGGAGUCAAGCAUGCGACGCGGCGCCCAAUGUCCAACAUUUGAAUAUUGUCAAUGAAUAACGCCAUUUAUUAUUGGUUUUGAUCAAAUUCUACCCGGCAAAGACAGACGGACACACGCACACGAAUCCCGCCCUCUCAGAGCAGUUUGUUUGGCGUUUAGCUCGCUCGCUAGCUUGCUAACAUUGCUAACACGAGCAAUCCGCCAGCAAACUGGACGCGAUGUCGCUGGUGGACCUGGGCAAGCGUCUGCUGGAGGCGGCGCGCAAAGGUCAGGAUGACGAAGUCAGAAACCUGAUGGCCAAUGGAGCGCCGUUCACCACCGACUGGCUAGGGACGUCCCCCCUCCAUCUGGCCGCCCAGCACGGCCAUUACUCCACGGCGGACGUCCUGCUGCGAGCAGGUGUCAGUCGCGACGCGCGCACCAAGGUGGACAGGACGCCUCUGCACAUGGCUGCCGCCGAGGGACACACCAUCAUCGUGGAGCUGCUGGUCCGGAGCGGCGCAGACAUCAACGCCAAAGACAUGUUGAAGAUGACGGCGCUGCACUGGGCGGCGCAGCACGGACACCACGGCGUGGUGGAGACCCUCAUCAAGCACGGAGCCGACGUGCACGCGCUCAGCAAGUUCGACAAGACGCCGUUCGACAUCUCCGUCGACAUCCAGAACACUGACCUGAUGCUGCUUCUGCAGGAGGGCAUGCAGAACCAAGUGAACAUGAACCAGGUGAGCGUGAAUGUGGAGUCCGGCAACGCAACCAACCAGCCGCAGUUCAUCAUCCAGGGAAUACCUGCCAUCCAAGGGGGUGUGGUCAAUCUGGCCGACCUGCUCAACAAGGCCAACACAGAGUCAGAGGAAGCGAUAGCCGCCAACGCUCUGGACUCCAACAUCCAGCACGCUGCUGUCGUCAACGAGGGAGGUCAGAGGGUCAUCACCAUAGUAACAGACCAACAUGGCAAUCUGCAGACCACGGGGGGUAUGACGCAGCCCUUCUUUGUCACCAUGCAGCAUGGACAGCAAAUGCUGGCAGUGCCCGCCAACACCGUGGCGGAGGAGGUGGUGACGGAGGAAUCUCAGGCCCCACCCUCCAGGAAGAGGAAGUUGGAGGUGGCCAACAAUCACAACGAUACAGGAGAAACGGAGCUGUUACAGAGGCAGCUACAGGAGGCUAACAGGAAGGCGCAGGAGUACCGACAGCAGCUGCUGCGCAAGGAGCAGGAGGCCGAGGAGUACCGCAUCAAGCUGGAGGCCAUGGCCCAGAGCCAGGCCAAUGGCACAGCCGCCAACGCAGCCACGGCUGCUGUUAGCCCCGAGGAGGUGGUUGGCGGGGAGGACGAGGAGGAGACGGCAGCAACAGCGGGGGCUGCCGUGGUUGAGGAUGAGGGGGAGAUGGUGGUGCUGCAAGGGGGAGGGAUCAUUAUGGAGGGGGAGGAGGGUCAGGUGACACUGGUAGAGACUGGGGGAGAGCCCACGGGGGUCAGCUCUUAACAGAUGGAGGGUCGGCAAGGGAAGGAAGGCUUUGGCCGAGUGAUGCCGUAACGUGUCAGAGACUGGCGACGGCAGCAGGAAGAUGGGGUGAACAGACUGACGCGCCAUGCCGUCUUUCCAGCGUCCCAUCAUAAGAAUUCCCGUGCUAAGUUAGCGCCAAGCUUCCUGUUUGACAACUUAUAUCACUACGCUCUCGUCAUUUCCUGUUCCCUUAACUUCACUUCUGCUUGUUGUGCAUUUGUAGUACGCGUUUAUUACUCGCUUCAUUGCUUUUCAAUGUGUUGGGAGGACGGAACAAGCCCACUUUGGUUCCUUUUUGUUUUUCCCCAAAAGCCACGCGGUGGACUUUGCAAAGGGAAUCUUUUGGGAUAAAAGUACCUCACUCAGCUCGGUCUGUGUUUUUUUUUUUUCAACAUGCAGAUGGAAAACUGAAUCUGGAAUUAACUUAAAUUCAUCAGUUGCGUGCGCCAUGUCCCAACUUUUGGGGAAACCAGCAGGAACAUUUAAGCAUUAAUGAAAGUUUUGUCGUAUGAAGCCAUGAAUGAACAUUUGGUUUCCCAUCUGAACUGCUGCUGUGGUAAAAUGAAACAUGUUUUUUUAAUCUGCUUCACAGUGACUAUCACAGUUUUAAGAUUGCAUUCUUCAAGUGAAAAUGUGCAAGAGAAGCUUCAGGAGAAACUACCUGGAGGCUGAAGUACAUGAAGUCUAAAAUAACCGAAACUGAAAUGCAUUUAAACUAGUUUUGUCCUUCCUGGCCCACCUGUGAUAUGCCCGCUGCACAUUCCCUCCUUCCUUAUCUUUGUUUGGCAGCAUUUGAGUUAUUUUUUUUUUAUAAACUCAGCUUUUUUCUAUGUAUAUAUAAAGUUGUAUUUUUUUAAGUGUAUCUUGACAGCUUCACCAUGAUAGCAAUGCUAACCUGAUAUAUAAACACUCGUUAACA